Molecule: messenger RNA, 945 nt
Organism: Gracilinanus agilis (Agile Gracile Mouse Opossum)
Lineage: Eukaryota; Metazoa; Chordata; Mammalia; Didelphimorphia; Didelphidae
Product: vomeronasal type-1 receptor 1-like
Exons: 1
Coding region: 1-945 (314 amino acids)
Biological process (GO): G protein-coupled receptor signaling pathway
Cellular component (GO): membrane
Molecular function (GO): pheromone receptor activity
Source: RefSeq, a predicted model, not a curated record
AUGAUUGCUAAUGACAUAUCAGUGAGGAUUCUCUUCCUUUCUCAGACUGUAUUUGGGACUUUGGGGAACUCCUUUAUCUUGGGUUUUUAUAUCAUCACCUCCGUCAGGGGUCUGAGACUGAAGCCCACAGAUUUUCUUCUCUCUCAACUGUCUUUGGCCAAUUCCUUGGUGCUUCUCUCCAAAGGUAUCCCUCAAUUAAUGGUCAUUUUGAGGCGUAACAACUUCCUGGAUGAUGUAGGAUGUAAACUUUUGUUUUACAUUCACCGAGUAGCCCGUGGACUCUCACUUAGUACCACUUGCCUUUUGAGUGGCUUCCAAGCUAUCACUAUCAGUCCUAUGAGCUCCAGGUGGGCAGAAUUCAAAACCAGAGUCCCAAAGUGCAUUGUCCCUUCCUGUCUCCUCUGCUGGAUCCUGAAUCUACUUACAAAUUGUAUUAUUCUUGUUUAUAUGAAAGCCCCAGUGAGGAGGGAAAAUACUACAAAGAUACAGGAUUUUAUUUUUUGCUCAGUUUCAAUUCAUGCCUCUCUUAUUACUUCCUUAUAUACAUUUAUAAUUUCUAUUCCUGAUGUUGUUUGUUUAGGAAUCAUGAUCUGGGCCAGCAGUUCUAUGGUAUUUGUCCUGUACAGACACCACCAGAGAGUUCAACACAUUCAUAGUACCAGACUGUCCCCUAGAGCCUCCCCUGUUGUCAGAGCUACCCAAACCAUCCUGUUGCUGGUUAUUAUGUUUGUUUCUUUUUACUCACUCAAUUCUAUCUUGGUGUUACAUAUGAUUUUUGUAAAGUCACAGCCCUGGCUGGUGAACUCUUCUGCCUUACUGGCUGCGGAAUUUCCAUCUUUUAGCCCCUUUGUACUGACCAGUACUGACUCCCGAAUCCCUAAAUACUUCCUAGCUCUCUGGAGUAGAUUAAAGCCAUCAUUCUCACCUAGUCCCUUAAGAUAUUAA